Messenger RNA from Eurypyga helias (sunbittern), 1422 nucleotides. RefSeq names its product spinster homolog 2 (Drosophila) (gene SPNS2). The transcript has 12 exons. The coding region runs from base 1 to 1422 and encodes 473 amino acids. Gene Ontology annotation, molecular function: transmembrane transporter activity; sphingolipid intramembrane carrier activity. The record is from RefSeq and is a predicted model, not a curated record. Gene Ontology annotation, biological process: lipid transport; sphingosine-1-phosphate receptor signaling pathway; transmembrane transport. Gene Ontology annotation, cellular component: membrane. NCBI's taxonomy places the organism in Eukaryota, Metazoa, Chordata, Aves, Eurypygiformes, Eurypygidae.
AUGAGUUAUAAAAACUCUUGUGGGUUCUCCCAGUUGCUUGUUGGCUACAAAAGCAUGCCUGUUCAUACGUACCUGACGGUUGAAGAUACUGAGUUUCUUCCCUCUGUUUUCCUUGCAGGUGUGUUACUAGACAUCCAGCAGCACUUUGGAGUCAAAGACAGUGGGGCUGGCUUACUACAGACAGUUUUCAUCUGUAGUUUCAUGGUUGCGGCGCCUAUCUUUGGUUACCUUGGUGACCGUUUCAACAGAAAGAUCAUUCUCAGUUGUGGGAUCUUCUUUUGGUCAGCUGUCACUUUUUCAAGCUCCUUCAUCACUGAACAGUAUUUCUGGCUUCUUGUGCUGUCACGAGGUUUGGUUGGCAUCGGUGAAGCGAGUUACUCCACUAUUGCACCAACCAUCAUAGGAGACCUUUUCACCAAAAACACCAGGACCCUUAUGCUGUCUGUUUUCUACUUUGCAAUUCCUCUUGGCAGUGGCUUGGGAUACAUCACUGGGUCAAGUGUGAAGCAAGUUGCUGGAGACUGGCACUGGGCGUUGCGGGUAUCUCCACUCCUGGGAAUGAUAACAGGGACACUCAUCUUGAUAUUUGUACCUGCUGCUAAAAGAGGAAAUGUUGAACAACUUGGGGGACAGCUGAAGGCUCGGACCUCAUGGCUGAGAGACAUGAAAGCACUGAUUAGAAACCGCAGCUACGUGUUCUCAUCGCUGGCCACCUCAGCAGUCUCCUUUGCCACAGGGGCUCUUGGCAUGUGGAUCCCUCUCUACCUUCACAGAGCACAGGUCGUGCAGAAGACAGUAGAGACCUGCAGCUCACAGCCCUGCAGCACCAAAGAUAGCUUGAUCUUUGGCGCUAUCACUUGCUUCACUGGUUUCCUCGGUGUAAUCACAGGGGCUGGAGCAACCAAAUGGUGCCGGUUAAAAACCCAGCGAGCUGAUCCUCUUGUCUGUGCUGUUGGCAUGCUAGGAUCAGCCAUCUUCAUCUGUCUGAUCUUCGUUGCUGCCAAGAGCAGCAUUGUGGGAGCCUAUAUUUGCAUUUUUAUCGGAGAAACUCUUCUGUUUUCAAACUGGGCUAUCACAGCAGACAUACUAAUGUAUGUGGUCAUUCCGACACGGCGUGCAACCGCAGUGGCCUUGCAGAGUUUCACUUCGCACCUCCUGGGAGAUGCUGGCAGUCCUUAUCUGAUUGGAUUUAUCUCAGACCUGAUACGACAAAGCACAAAGGAGUCCUCAGUCUGGCAGUUCCUCAGCUUGGGGUAUGCACUCAUGCUCUGCCCGUUUGUCGUUGUCCUAGGAGGGAUGUUUUUCCUGGCCACAGCCCUCUUCUUCCUAAGUGACCGAGCCAAAGCUGAACAACAUAAAGAAACCGAUUCGGACCACCUCACGGUUGGCAACUACAGUAAUUCAGAAGACGCUUCCACAUGA